Trypanosoma conorhini is the source of this 523-nucleotide messenger RNA. RefSeq lists its product as uncharacterized. The annotation marks the transcript as partial. The transcript has a single exon. The record is from RefSeq and is a predicted model, not a curated record. Lineage: Eukaryota; Euglenozoa; Kinetoplastea; Trypanosomatida; Trypanosomatidae.
CCGGAACGUCCUCGCGCGUGAGGUCCGAGAAGGGCGUGACGCCGAAGGUCGCGUGNGGGUUUGCCGCGGCGUGCAGCCUUGCAAGGAACAGGUUCUCCUUGAACACGCCCAGGCGGAACGCCUCCUCAGCGGCGCUCCCGUACACCUUGCCGUGACGCUGCUUGAACGCCGCGAACUGCGACGCCAGCGUCUCCCUCGCCUGCAGGCUCGCCCUCGCCGCGGGGACGAAGCACAGCACGGCGACCAGAACGGCCACGAGCAACAGCGUGCGCGCCGAGCCCGUCAUUGCUGCUUGUGCGUGUGUGUGUGGGUUUCCUUCCUUGUCAGCUUUCCCCGGAUCCACCUGCGCGGUGCGGGGUGGGGCGCGGGGGCCGAGGUGGGGAGCAAAGGCAUGCACGCAGGGCGGCGAGUGCCGCAGGGGUGGGUGGGAGGGGGUUGGGGCAGGACGCUUUCACGUGUGUUUGACGGUGCGAGUAAAACCCCCUUCGCUGCCGUGGCGCCGGGGGCCGACGCGGGCCGGUGA